GUCAAUUUGAGUGACAACUCAUAACAUUCCUGAAAUUUAAUGUUUUAGUUUACGAAAUAGGUAUUUUUAAAACUUUUCUCGAAAUAUAUUAAAGUAUAUUUAUUAAAUCGAAAGCUAUUGUACAGAAAACGCAUUGAAAAAAAAUUUAUAGUGGUAUACAUUUAAUAUUUCAGAUUCAGUUACGGAAUAUAGAUAUACACCACGCAGCAUGUCAAACUCAGGGUUAACAUCAGAAGCCCAGUUAAGAUACAUGAUUCAAUGGUUUGAGGAGUUCAGUGAACUGCAGAGGGAGGAUUUCCUUCCAAUACUAGCUGCAGCACAUGGAGACCAGCCACAGCAGCUUGCGGCUGGCCUAGCCUCCCUCACCUGUGAAGAUAAACCCGUCAGCUUGUUCCAGUGUCGUAUAAAAUUAUUCAAUGAAUGGUAUCCCACAUGGACUGAAGAACAAAGAGACAGACUAUUGAAAGCUGUUAUGGAGAUAGACACAGACUUUGGCAGCAAACUGCAAGACAUCCUCAUCAAUGGAGUUAAAGUCAAUGGCACAGAUGAUUUCUUCAGUACAAAUGAACCAGUUGAGGAGAAAAAAACUGAGGAAAAUACUGAUGACAUUCCAAACAGUCAAUCAGACGAUAACAGCCUUGCAAACCAAGAGAUUGCCGUCGAAAUUGCAGCUGCCUCUUAAAUGAUUAUCAAUUAUUAUGUACUGUCAGCAACAGAGUCUGGACUUGAAUUUGUGUUCAAACCAAAAACAAAUAAAAAAUGGUAAGCUUUCAUGUCAUUAUUAGUCCAACAUUUAUUGGAAAAUAAUAUAUAUUGACUAAUUUUCUCUUUUGUAUAAUAAAUUAUCCUAUGACCGAAUGUCAACUCUGAAGUGAUUCAUGUUGCUGACUGUACUAGUAUCAAGUUUCAUAAUGAGCUGUAUAAAAAUCUUAUAGUAUGCGUUAUGUAAUAUCACAAAAAAAUCCAGUAUUAAAUUUGCUCAUGGUAAUCAAGACAAAUAUGGCUAUAAAACAUUUGAUGGUGCAUUCCACAAUCACGCAUUAGCGAGGCGAAUAUAAAUAGAAAAACAGAUCGCGAUGUAACUCGUAUACAUAUGAUUUGUUGAGUGUUGAAUGGGGAAUGUGAAAAUGCACUUUGACAUUCUGCCUUUUAUAUUCAGUAGUAUUAGUAUUUAGCACAAUAAUAUAAUGUUCCACAUAUACAGUUCCAUAGAUAAUUAACUUGGUACUUUGUACCUUAAAAUAGAUCUUAAUACAUAUUUAUAUAAUAGUAUUUAUUAAGUUAAUUGGAUUUGAAUUUAAAGAGUAAGCAUAAGAUACAGAAUGCAUUCCCAAUUUACGAACAUGUAAUAAUUCAUUAAGUGCAUACAUUUUAAAAGUCUCUUGGCAAUAUAUAAUAAUUUUAAGUUUUAAGGAGAGAAUACUAAUAUUAUAUUACAGACGUUUUUUAUAUAUGAUCUCAGGAAAAACAAGAUUUGGAUGUAUUUUACACUGAGAUCUAACUACUACAUGUAAAUCUAUGAGAUAAUAAAAUUAUGAAUUAUUUAUGAUGUAAUAAACACCUUCAUGUUUAUUUAAAGUUAGAAAAUGUUUACACCAAUACAUUUUCACUUAAAAACAUUCCAAAUAACAUUCCACUGAUUGUAAGAAUCUCAGUUUAUAAUUGAUAUUCUGUUUAGUAUUUUAGCAGCUACAAUUAAUUUAAUGAAAUCAUAGUGUGCACAUACUCUUCAUAUACUGAGAUCGCACAAUGUUUUUUUAUACUUAAGUUUAUAUGAUUGUUAAAGUAUCUAUAUUUAAAUUGUAUGGAAUUAUAAAACUGAUAUUUAGUAAAUACCAAACGUAAAAUAUAUGCAAUUUUUUUAUUUGUAAAUUGUAAUAGUUGGUGCCAUGUAUGUGAAACGUUGCUAACAGUUACGUAUCUUAAUAUGACGGUCACGAUAUUAUAAUAAUCUGCACACAUCGCGGCUCGUGUUAUUGGCCGAAUUUUAAGAUAAUGCUUAUAAAUAGGAAAAUCGUAGGCUAAAUUUAUAUCAUAGAGGCAAAAAAACUGUUAUUAAUCUGGUUUUUUCUUCUAAUAUUUGCUUAGGUCACUGUCAUUUGCUAUAUUGUUUCACUUGAUACAAAAAAUGUCAGUAUUACUUCUGCCUAAAAUUUAUGGUGAAAUUUUAUUUCAUUCUAUCCAAAGAUGUAAAACCAAUCAAGUACAAACAAAAGAUAUUGUGCCAAGUGUAUGUAUUCAUCCUGAUAUAGGUAUGGAAAGUUAACAUGUACGAAAUAUCCUGGUAUUACCUGAAGAGGCGAUUCAGACUAAGGUGCUGGCAACAUGUGAAAGAUUAGAAAGGACUGCAUAAAAUAUAUUAGCAUUUAAUAAAUUUUUUAAUCACUA
This is a messenger RNA of Zerene cesonia (dogface butterfly), 2388 nucleotides long. RefSeq lists its product as uncharacterized. The record is from RefSeq and is a predicted model, not a curated record. The transcript is spliced from 3 exons. NCBI's taxonomy places the organism in Eukaryota, Metazoa, Arthropoda, Insecta, Lepidoptera, Pieridae. The coding region runs from base 209 to 682 and encodes 157 amino acids.